AUGAAAAAAUCACUUAUUUAUGCAGGUAUUGAAGGAGGAGCUACAACCUUUAAAAUAAUGAUUAUGAAUGAAAAUGGUAAUAUUUUAGGGCAAUGGGAAAAAGAUGGUUUUAAUUUUGCUAUAAUUGGGAUUCAAAAAACAGCAGAACGUGUCUCUUCUUAUAUUGAGGACAUUAAAAAAGAAAAUAAUUUAUGUUUUUCAUUUGCUGCACUUGGUUUAGGCUUAGCGGGAGCUGAAGAUAAUGAUGUUAAUGAUAAAUUAGUUAAAUAUUUUACAGAAAAUUAUUCACAUUUAGCUAGUUAUUUUUAUGAAAGUGGUAUUGUUUUAAUAUCUGGAACAGGAUCAAGUUGUCGUUUGUUAAAAGAAAAUGGAAAAAUUCAUUAUGUUGGUGGUUGGGGACAUAUAAUAUCAGAUGGAGGAAGUGCUAUUUGGCUUUCUAUAAAAGCAAUUAAACUUUUAUUUGAUUUAGAAGAUGGUUUAAUAGAAGUACCUUAUUCUCAUGAGACAUUAAAAAAAACUAUUCUUAAUCAUUUUGAGGUAAAUAAUCAUGUCAAAUUAAUAGAUGUUAUAUAUGGAGUUAACUUUAAUAAAGCUAAUAUUGCUUCUCUUUGUAAAGUACUAGCAUUAAAUGUUUCAAAUGAUCCACUUAUUGAGAAAAUAUUUUUUGAAUGUGGUGAAGAACUUGGAAAACAUUUAGUUGCAAUAAUAAAAAAUGUAGAUGAAGAAAUGCUUAAUAAUGUUCCAGUUUUGAUUGUAGGUUCUAUGUUUAAAAGCUGGAAUUUUAUUAAAAAAGGUUUUUGGUCAAUAAUUGAAAAUAACCAAAAGACAUAUGGAUAUAAAAAGAUAACCUUAUAUCAACAAAAUGCAUCUCCAGCUAUUGGAGCAAUUCGUUUAGCAACUAAAUAUGCAGGCUUAAAAUUUGAAAAUGAAAUACCAUCAAAAAUUUUUGACGAGUAUAUUUUUUAA
Strongyloides ratti is the source of this 966-nucleotide messenger RNA. Its product is annotated as N-acetyl-D-glucosamine kinase. The transcript is spliced from 3 exons. Lineage: Eukaryota; Metazoa; Nematoda; Chromadorea; Rhabditida; Strongyloididae. The record is from RefSeq and is a predicted model, not a curated record. Bases 1 to 966 code for a protein of 321 amino acids. Gene Ontology annotation, molecular function: N-acetylglucosamine kinase activity.